Loxodonta africana (African savanna elephant) is the source of this 588-nucleotide messenger RNA. Its product is annotated as olfactory receptor 5D18-like. The transcript has a single exon. NCBI's taxonomy places the organism in Eukaryota, Metazoa, Chordata, Mammalia, Proboscidea, Elephantidae. Gene Ontology annotation, biological process: sensory perception of smell; G protein-coupled receptor signaling pathway. The coding region runs from base 1 to 588 and encodes 195 amino acids. The record is from RefSeq and is a predicted model, not a curated record. Gene Ontology annotation, molecular function: olfactory receptor activity; odorant binding. Gene Ontology annotation, cellular component: membrane.
AUGGCCUAUGACUGCUUUGUGGCCAUUUGUAACCCUCUGCUCUACACAGUUGCCAUGUCCCAGAGACGCUGCGCUAUGCUGGUGGUGGGAUCAUAUGCACGGGGAGUAGUAGCUUCCUUGGUAAUCACAUGCUCUACUUUCCAAUUAUCUUUCCAUGGUUUCAAAAUAAUCAAUCACUUCUACUGUGAGCUUUCCUCGCUUCUCUCUCUUUCUUGCUCUGAUACUUCUCUCAGCCAGUUAUUACUUUUCAUCUUUGCCGCUUUUAAUGAGGUGAGUACAUUACUCAUCAUUCUCACUUCUUAUGUGCUUAUCAUUGUCACCAUCUUGAAAAUGUGUUCAGCCAGUGGUCAUCAGAAGGUGUUUUCUACCUUUGCUUCUCACCUGACUGCCAUCAGCAUCUUCCAUGGCACCAUCCUCUUCCCCUACUGUGUGUCCAACUCAAAAAACUCCAGACGUACCAUCAAAGUAGCCUCUGUGUUUUACACAGUGGUGAUCCCCAUGUUGAAUCCCUUGACCUACAGCCUGAGGAAUAAGGAUGUCAAGAGUACAGUCAGCAAGAUAAAGGCAUCAAACUCUUUUUUUCGUUGA